Molecule: messenger RNA, 1794 nt
Organism: Pocillopora damicornis (cauliflower coral)
Lineage: Eukaryota; Metazoa; Cnidaria; Anthozoa; Scleractinia; Pocilloporidae
Product: major facilitator superfamily domain-containing protein 12
Biological process (GO): transmembrane transport; carbohydrate transport
Cellular component (GO): plasma membrane
Molecular function (GO): symporter activity
Source: RefSeq, a predicted model, not a curated record
AGUUUUUCCCAAAAUUUUUUGGAAGCCAUAUUUGCAGGAAAUGAAACCAGGGAAGCUACUGAAAAUAAGACCUUAGAAAAACAAAUUUACGAUCCUGCACCGAAUAUGGCUGUUGUGCCGAUGGCAGUCACAAGUGAGAACGACUUGACGUUCGUUAAGACAUUGCCUAAAGAGCGAAAAGUAAGCUUCAGGAUGAGCAUCUUUGAUAAACUCAUGACAAAACAAGAAGAUUCUACAAAAAAAAACGAUGCGAAGCCAAGCAAUGGCAGACCCGUAGAUGACAUAAGCGAAGAGGAUGGUCAGGGAGUAACGGAAAAUGGGCAACAAAAGUCAGAAGAAUACAACCAAGGUCACGAACUGAACUUUGGUCUUGUCAAUCAAGGAUUCGAUACAAAAGAAACACAGUUUAACCAACAUUCUCAAGAUGUUAGCCAGGAUGAGGGAAAAGCUGUGCCAUCUGUUGCUUCUGAUAUUGAAUCUGCUCAACCACCAACAUUCGUUAAGACAUUGUCUAAAGAGCAAAAAGUAUGCUUCAGGAUGAGCAUCUUUGAUAGACUCAUUACAAAACAAGAAGAUUCUACAAAAGAAAACGAUGCGAAGCCAACCAAUAGCAGACCCGUAAAUGACAUAAGCGAAGAGGAUGGCCAGGGAGUAUUGGAAAAUGGACAACAAAAGUCAGAAGUGUACAACCAAGUUUACAAACUGAACUCUGGUCUUGACAAUCAAGGAUUCGAUACAAAAGAAACACAGCUUAACCAACAUUCUCAGGAUGUUUGCCGAGAUGAGGGAAAAGCUGUACCAUCUGUUACUUCUGAUAUUGAAUCCGCUCAACCACCAAAACCAAAGGCAGCGAAAACCUGGCUCAAAGAUCCUCAUUUGUACAAGGUCGCAAUUAUUUACGCGUGCACAAAGGGUUCAGAGGAUGUGUUUUACGCUUACCUGCCCUUACUCCUGACUGACAAACUGAAAUUUGAAAAAGAAGCGAUUGCCAAUCUGCCAUUGAUAUUGUUAGCGAGUGCCACAUUGUCCACUCAAAUAUCAAGGAAGCUCUCUGGAAAAAUAGGAGAAAAGUGGUCCUUCAUUGUGGCUGCUCUGACCGUGACUGGAUCGUGUUUGUGGUUUCUGCGUAUUAACCAGUCAUCGAGAGUGUUCACUUACCCAGCCGUCGUUCUACUGGGGUUUGGGUCCUCCGCCAUGUUUGUUAACGCACUUGGCUUUGCAACAGAACUCAUUGGAGACAACAAAGGCAGCUCUGGUUUUGUGAUUUCUGUCGUAGGUACCACCUCCAAUCUGACCUCAGGGACUCUUUAUAUUGUCAUACAAGUUUUAUUUCCUAGAGGAAGUGCAUCUGCCGAUUGCCAAGAGUGUGGGAGUUACGUACAAAAUGUGUUCUCAUUCGUGCCCAGCUCACUCGCUACUUUUAGCUUGCUGCUUGUAAUGAUUUUUCAAGUUCACCUGACAGUCUGCGGGAAAGAAGGAACCGAAAAGGAGACCGGAACAGACUCAGGCUUUACAACUCAUCUGUAAUGUAUUGUUAGAAGAAAUAACAUGUUGAGAUGCUGGCUGGCUGAACUUGAUGGCAUUUAAUUACGUUUACCUCAUUUAUAUUCUCUAUGAUAAUGACAGUAAUUUCAAGCUUGUGUUGCAGUUCUCUUUUUUUUUCUCACUAAUGAACUUGGCGCUUGUGAGCGGACUGUCAGUAUCGCAGACCGAUUAUCUUCUGAUAAUUUUUUUUACAAAAAAUGGACAGAUUUGAGCAUUUUUCAUUGAAAAUUCUGUCUCGUGAAAAAAAGU